UUAAAAGAGAUUCAAAUAAAGUUCAAUCGCAAAACCCCAUUCUUACAGGCACACCUAGAAAUUUUAUUCUUUUAUGUAGUUGAUAUUUUUCAGUAUUGCAGCUAAACUGACUCCAGCAUGAAUUUCGAAGUUUGUUUAAUCUCAUCGAAUACACUUAGGAGUAUGGUUGCAUAAUGCCGCAAAAAUUAUUCAAGAUGCUAGCUUUACGUUCUCGUGUUUGCAAAUUCUUUUCUAGAAACAUCUCAGGAUGGUCUGAUGGUUUACGUAAACAGUCAAAAUUAUCUGAAGUGGUCUAUUCUCGAGAAGAUAAAUUUGGAGCGCAUAAUUACCACCCAUUGCCGGUGGCUUUAUCGAAAGGCAAAGGUAUAUACGUCUGGGAUGUGGAUGGAAACUGCUAUAUAGACUUCUUGAGUGCGUAUAGCGCAGUGAAUCAAGGCCAUUGCCAUCCACGUAUUGUGGAGGCUCUUAAAACACAGGCAGAGUUGCUGACUUUAACUUCGCGUGCAUUCUACAGUUCUGCUUUAGGAGAAUUCGAGGAGUUAAUCACUAAGAUGUUUGGUUACGAUAAAGUUCUGCCAAUGAAUACAGGCGUUGAAGCUGGUGAAACUGCUCUGAAGCUAGCGCGCAAAUGGGCUUACAAAGUUAAAAAAAUCCCUGAUGGACAAGCAAGAAUAAUAUUUGCUGAAGGAAACUUCUGGGGUCGCACUUUAGCUGCAUGCUCUUCAUCUACAGAUCCCACCUGUUAUUCAGGAUAUGGACCCUUCAUGCCAGGAUUUGUAAUUAUCCCCUACGACGACUUGAAGGCUCUUGAAGCUGAAUUAAAGAAUCCAAACACUUGUGCAUUCAUGGUUGAACCAAUUCAAGGUGAAGCUGGUGUUCGUACACCUUCAGAUGGUUAUCUAAAAGGUGUACGGAAAUUGUGUACGCAGUAUAAUGCAUUGUUUAUAGCCGAUGAAAUUCAGACUGGAUUAGGCAGAACAGGGAAAAAACUUUGUGUCGAUCAUGAAAAUGUCCGUCCUGAUAUCGUUUUAUUGGGAAAAGCUUUAUCCGGGGGUGUACUACCAGUGUCAGCUGUUUUAGCAGAUGAUUCAGUUAUGCUGACUAUUCAACCUGGUGAACAUGGUUCAACCUAUGGUGGUAAUCCUUUGGCUUGCAAAGUUGCUAUGACUGCUUUAAAAGUUCUAGAAGAAGAGGGAUUAGCAGAACGUGCACAAAAAUUAGGCGAAGCCUUCCGUAGUGAGCUGAGUAAACUUCCAAAGUCUGUUGUUGAGUUAUAUCGUGGAAAAGGUCUUUUGAAUGCCAUUGUAAUUCAUAAGGAAUUUAGUGCAUGGGAUAUCUGUAUGAAAUUACGUGACCAUGGUCUAUUGGCUAAACCAACACAUGAUACAAUAAUCCGAUUAGCACCACCAUUGAUUAUCUCAAAGGAUGAGUUGGAUAAAUCUGUUGAAAUUAUACACAAAGUGAUCAGUUCACUGAGUAAAUAGAAAAACACAAACAACAAAACUUCAACAAAAACGAUCUAUUUCAGAUAACUACCAAUAUAGGAUGUUAUGUGUAUAAUAUUUGGACAAUGCUUUGGCGGUUUAAACAACAAAUUGAUCUGCUGCUUUCCUUUAUAUACCCAUACCUUUCAUUGACAGGAUGUUAACAAAAAACAAAUUGCUGUGAAACAAAUAUGUUUAUUUAUCAUCUAAUUGAUUUAAUUCUAUGAGUAUUUUUGUUAUCAUUUUUUUAUUCACCAAGAUUAUGAUACUCAUAUAUAUAUAUAUAUAUAUAUAUAUAUAUAUAUAUAUAUAUAUAUAUAUAUAUAUUUGAUUUUCUGAUUUUGAUUUAUGUUCACUACUUAUUUUCCUGGUGUUGUACACUUCACUUGUGUUAUUUUUUGCCAAGAAAUAUUCUAAUGAAAACAAGAAUUAAUAGAAUCGUUUGAUAUUCUCAAGUUAUCUAAUUAAUUUUCUUCUGAUAUGCUUCACUUGAUAUUGUCUUUGAUUUGGAUAUAUUUUGCCACUCUAUAUAAUAAAAAUAGUUUAUUUUUC
This is a messenger RNA of Heterobilharzia americana, 2036 nucleotides long. The record is from the annotation of a GenBank genome assembly. NCBI's taxonomy places the organism in Eukaryota, Metazoa, Platyhelminthes, Trematoda, Strigeidida, Schistosomatidae.